Xenopus laevis (African clawed frog) is the source of this 13476-nucleotide messenger RNA. RefSeq names its product sacsin-like. Lineage: Eukaryota; Metazoa; Chordata; Amphibia; Anura; Pipidae. Bases 255 to 12935 code for a protein of 4226 amino acids. The transcript has 8 exons. The record is from RefSeq and is a predicted model, not a curated record.
GUUUUGCAGUACAAAUAGCUUUGCAGUAUUUAAGCCAAAAUAGCAUCCUUCUAACAUCAGAUGCUGCCAAGAACCACAGAGAACUAGAACAUGUAUAACAGAGGAGAUGACAAUAAAUCGGACUUGACUUGAUGUUCUCAUAUCAAGAGGCUAUACUGGACAAGUUGCACUAUUAAAGAAUGCAUCUAGUCUAGAUUUCCAAUUAUGCUUUCUUUUAACAGCAACAGAGAUAAAACGUCAAACUGAAUGGAAAUAUGACAGAUUUCUAUCAAAGGACUCCCCCGUUUCUGAUCCAGUUGCAGAGCAUUUUGAGAAAAUACCCUGAUGGUGGGCAGAUUCUUAAGGAGUUGCUUCAGAAUGCAGAUGAUGCCAAAGCCAGCCAAGUGAUUUUCAUUUAUGAUGAAAGAGAAUAUGGCACAGAUACCCUAUAUUCAGAGGAUCUCCACAGCAUCCAAGGCCCUGCUCUUGUAGUAUAUAAUAAUGAGGUGUUUUCUGAAAGUGACUGGAAAGGAAUCCAGACACCAGGAAAUAGCAUUAAGCGCAAAGAUCCGAACACUGUUGGAAGAUUUGGUCUUGGGUUCAACUCAGUGUAUCACAUUACAGACUACCCUGCCAUCUUUAGUGGGAACUAUGUUGGAAUUCUGGACCCUCAAGAAUCCAUUCACCAUGGAAAAGGCAUCUUGUGGAAUCUCGAGAACAAUAUGGAGAGCAUAAAAGAGCUGACUGACCAGUUUCUCCCUUUUCGCAGGGUCUUGGAAGACACUGGUCUUGGAUCAUGGAAUGAAAUUCUUAAUGCUGGAUGUUUUCAGGGGACUCUCUUCCGUUUCCCUCUUAGAGUGAAACCGUCUGAAAUCUCUGAAAAUACCUACAGUUCAGAGAAGGUGCAGGAGCUCUUUGAAUCCUUCAUAACGGAUGCAGGCAUCAGCCUUCUUUUCCUUCGACACGUUAACACUGUUUCCCUACAAAGGAUUGGAAGUGACGGUGUGGUGAUACAUUUGCUUACAGUCAGUGUAUCUACUCAAACAAUAGCUAGCACAAAAUCAGAUAAUAUUACCACGGAAAGUCAUCUAAAAAUUACCUCUCUUAAGGACUUUGAUGGAGUAAAGGAAUGUACGUGGUUGGUGCAAACCAGUACAGCUCACGGAAGUCUAUUUACAGACCUGAUUGAACUAAGUGAGAAGUUGAGUAACAAACCGUCUCUUGAUCUAGCAUAUCCAUUAAACACGCAGGACACUGAUGUCUAUGCGGGACGUCUGAGCUGUGUUCUGCCACUUCCAGACAAAGAAGAAAACCAAACUGGCCUCCCUGUGGUCAUCAAUGGGUGUUUUGAUCUAACAGAUGACAGAAGAAGCAUGAAAUGGCUUGAAAUUGAUCAACAGCACGAUAAUGCCGCCAAAUGGAACCAUAUUUUAGUACAUAACCUUUUACCACUUGUUUAUAUAUGUGCUGUAAAGGAUGCUGUCGCUUUGGUGAAGAUGUCCAAGAUCACAACUGAUAUGGCCUAUGGUAUAUGGCCAAAUCCAGAGAAGACCAAAUUCAAAGACAAAUGGUAUAGCAUUACCAAGCAAAUUGCACAGCUUCUUCUGUGUGAGAGUUUUCUGCAAACAGCCGAUAAUUCCGAUUGGAUAACUGCAUCUAGAGCUAUAUUUGUUUUUAAUAUUGAAGACAAUGACCUCCAGAACUGUAUAGAAGAAGUUCUUCUUUUUCUGAAACAACCUCUUGUAAGAAUUCCAGAACACAUUCAAAAAACCCUAGAGUUAGCAGAGAAUAAUACUGGAAUGCUAAAUAGUGUAACUCCAUCUUUCAUUCGGAUGAUUUUGAAAAGUGGUAAUUGGAACACAAUUCCUAAUGAACACAAAAUGCUUCUUCUCAGAUAUGUUCUCAGUGAUGGCCAAUAUGAUGAUCUGCUGAACCUUCAGCUCCUCCCUUUAGCUGAUGGGACAUUUACAAGCUUUCAAAACUCAGACAGUGCUGACACUGUUUACAUAGACAGCCAAGACUUCCCAAGAAUUUUAUUGCCUGGGAUUUUGCAUAGAUUUCUACCACCAAAUCUUCCUAAGGAUAUACUUUCUCAUCUCAGCAAUAUUGGAUCAAAGAGAAUAUUCAGAAACCUUCUCGAAUUAAAUGAAGACAUAAUAAUACACAGUCUGAGUGAAGCACUCCCAAAAUCUUGGCUUAGAUGUCACGACCAAGUCCUCUGGAAUCCAGAAGAUCCAAAUCACCCACCCUCUGACUGGCUCAGUACUUUCUGGAAAUUUCUUCAACGCUAUGAAAAUAAUUUAAGCUUUUUUGAAAAUCAUCCACUGUUGCCUCUGAAUCUUAUUGAAGAAGGUUGUACUGACAUUCACCUGGCCAGGCUGAAAAUAAAGACUACUUUACUUUUUCAGAAAAGAGAAGGGAAUAACUUGACUGAAAACAUGACAAACAUUCUUGAACAACUUGGCUGUACUGUAAUAAGAGAAGCAAACACAUGGUUGUGGCAUAAAAACCUUUCCAGCUAUAUUCUUGUGCCCACUCCAAACAAUAUUCUAAAGGUAUUUUCCAACCUAGACUUAAAUAAACUUUUACAGACUUUUACCUGCAUGUCUGAAGAAAGUAUAAAGGAGUUCAUUGAGUGCCUUUCUCAAGCAUACACCUUUACUGCUCCAGAACUAGACAUUCUGUGCCAACUACCCAUUUUUUAUCCCAUGACUUCCUUAGAAUGCUCUGAUUCUAGACUGGUACCUGCUUGUGACUUAUGUGCAGUGGAGAAGAACACUUUCCCAGCUGUGCCGGAAAACCUUUUGUACCCAAAAACCCUCAUAAAAUGCAGAGAUGAAGCUGACUGCAGACUCUUGCAACAAAUGAACAUACAUUUUCUAAAUGCACCUACAGUUGCUUUAUUGUUGGGGAAAACCAUUGAGCUUGGCUGGUAUAAAAACAAUCAACAGGAUGCACAGAAUGCAAUCUUAUGGAUUCUGAGAAAUGGAGAUGCACUCUUCAUACAGAAUUCUGAACUGCCCAGCCUUUUAGAAAAUCUUGCCUUCGUCCCUUGCAAUGGAGCAUUGGUAACACCAUCAGAUCUUUUUGAUCCUUCAGUAAAAUUGUUUAAUGAUUUGUUUGGACCGCACCAAUUUCCACCUGCAGAUUACCAGGAAGAGACAAUUUUGAGAACUUUAAGAACUCUGGGUUUAAAACAUCAAAUACACAAAAUCUCUGUGAGUGAUGUUAUACAAAUUGCUGUCGAAGUAAGCCAAAAACAAGAUCAUUUGUCAGUGAAGAAAUCCAAAGCUCUUAUUCAGGUUUGCAAUGAUACUGCAGUUUUAUACACCAUUAAUAUGUAUGAAAACCAGUUGCGUAGCCUUGCUUGGGUCCCUAUAGACUCAGAUACCAGAUUCAUUGAGCCAGAAAAGAUCCGAAACCUAAAGUACAGUGACAUUGUGGAGUUUUCAAUGCCUCUAUCAGGUGAAUUUAAUGAAGUUGCAAGCCUUAUUCUUGGCCUUAAUGAUUUACCUCCCUCUGAAAAAGUUGUUGAAAAUCUUACAACCCUUACUCAAAAAUAUCAGAGCCAAGAUCCACACUCCCUACUGAUAAAAUUGCACAACAUCUAUCACUAUGUCCAGAUCAACAUAAAGCAGUUUUGUGAUUCUCUUUUAUCCAACCUAAGCAUUUGGAAUGGAGAUGGAUUCUCUUACCCAACUGAGAUAGUUUUGGUUUACCCUGAUGGUUUAGAUUUAAGUUCUAUGGUUAAAAAAGUUACGCCAGACUUUCUUAUCUACAAAAAUCUUUUUAUUAAGUGUGGCGUGCGCCAAACUCUAACAGAGACUGAAGUGAUUAACAUUCUUUAUGUUUUGGAGAGCAACAUAGAGUCCAGAGAGUCUCUAUCUGGUACACAUGAAGAAAAACAGCUGGCAAUAUCCAUCCUUGAUUGGAUGAAGACAAAUUCUGUUCAUGGAAAGGAAGAUCUUCCUAUUCCAGUACAGAAAUACAAGAAUACAUUUUGUCUGAAACCUCUUUCUACUACUCUGUUCUGUGAUAUGGAUAAGAAGCAUUUAAAAGACAUCUCUUCUUCUGGCUCUGAUUUCAACAUUGUCCAUGAAGAUCUUUCUCAAGCUACUGCUAAGUAUUUAGACAUCCCCUUACUAAGUACAAAAAUAUUAAAGCCAGAGUUUUUUGAGCCAUGGGGACCCUCUGAGCCCAUCACUGUUAGAAUUAAAAAUAUCCUGAGAGAAUACAGUGAGAGUGUAGAUAUUUUUAAAGAACUGAUACAAAAUGCAGACGAUGCUGAAGCUACAGUAUGUGAAUUUCUAGUUGACAUGAGGCAAAAUGCCACAUCACAGCAGAGUCUGAUAGAUCCUGAUAUGGCCAAAUGUCACGGACCAGCACUCUGGUCUUAUAACAACAGAUCGUUCACAGAUAAUGAUUUCCAUAAUAUCACUCGUGUGGGAGCAGCUACAAAGGAGACUGAAAUUAAAAAAAUUGGGAAAUUUGGCUUGGGCUUUAAUACAGUGUAUCUCAUUACAGACAUACCUUUAAUAAUGAGUGGGUCACAUGUUGUCAUAUUUGACCCAAAUGUCAACCACAUUAGGAAACACAUUCCCAAUGACUGCAACCCUGGAAUCAAGCUGAACCUCAAAAUGAAACCUGAAAUUCUUCACAUAUUUCCUGAUCAGUUCCAGCCAUUUUCCACUGUGUUUGGCUGUGAGCUUAAGCAGCCAUUCCAUUAUGAUGGGACUCUUAUUCGCCUGCCUUUCCGGACAGAAAAGGAGGCCAACAUGUCUCAAAUUUGCAAACAGGCUUGUAGUGAAGAACAGAUAGAAAUCUUGAUUAUGAGGUUUGAAGAAACUACAGAUACUUUGCUUGUAUUUCUAAGAAAUGUGCAGGUCUUAACGAUACAGUUUCUUGGUAAAGAUCUUUGUCCUGGAGAUCAGUUGUUAAGAGCUAGUGUUCAAAAAGACAAUGUGCUGAGACUGGAUGUGCCUCCUGAUAUCCUUCUACAGCAGCAAAUAAAUACAUCUCAGCUGCUAGGAAUACAAAUGAAUGACUUAGACAUUGCUGUGUCAAACAUCAUCAAAAUAACUGUUCAGCCGAUUACAAAAACAAAUGAGAAAUAUUACCUGCUACAAUCCAGUCUUGGAAUAGAAGCAUCCAUCCAUAUGUUCUCUCAAAAGAAAUCCUUUAUAUGCCCCCUUCCUUUUGCUGGAGUGGCGCUCCCUUUAAAAAAACACAACAACACUGUAAAAUGGGCACCUGAUUUAAAGAACUUUAAUGGGAUGGUCUUCUGUUUCUUACCGCUUCCCAUUUCCACCGGGCUUCCUUUUCAUCUGAAUGGAUGUUUUGCAGUUAUGUCAAAUCGGAAGGGAUUAUGGGACACAACAGAAAAGGGAGAAUGGAAUCAGAGAUUGCUUACUGAUGCAGCUUUAGUUGCGUUGAUAACUGCACUGUCACAAUUGCAGAUACUGAAUCAACAAGGUGAUUUACAGGACUAUUGUUAUUACACGUUUUGGCCGGAUGUCACAAAGGUAAACACCCAGUACAAAGAAUUAUCAAAAUCAUUUUAUCAAGCUUUGACCUUUGGAAUUUCUGACAGUUUCCCUGCUCUUUUUAGCAACGGGCAGGAAUCUUGCACAAUAAAAUAUGCAUGUUUUCUAAAAUUAGGCCCUACCCUAGAUCAGAGCAUUUAUAGCCUGGCCCAAAAAAUCUUCUCUUUGUUCCUGAAGAAACCAUAUCUUGCAGUCCCCCUACCAGAAUGGGUGGUAAAAGGUUUCAUAGUCAGCAACUGUGUCAGUGAACUUAAACAUUGUAUUUACAAUUGUGAAAGGUUCUACGCAGAAAUUGUGUUUGAAAAUCUGAACUUCUUGGAUACUGAAGACAGAAACAUGCUCAUUAUUUAUGCCAUUAAAAAGCAGGAAAAAUAUCUGGAUAAUCUGCUGGUUUCUAAGCCUUGCAUUCCAACGUCAUGUUCUGGAAAAUUACAAUUCAUUGGGAAACUGGUUCAGCCAAAAAGCAAAGUUGCAGUACUGUAUGACCAAGAGGAAGGAUGUUUUCCUCAGGGAUCUGACUUUCUGCACCCUCAUGUAUUAUCCCGUUUGGAGGAUUUAGGCAUGAUUAAAGACAGACUUUCCAUGCAAGAAAUUAUUCAGAGGGCCUGUAAAAUACAAAUUGUUUGGAAGAAUGAUAGAACCAAGGCAUUAAAACAAAUCUGUUGUGUGUUAGAAUUACUAAAUGACCUACAUGAGCAUUUGUCCGAUAGCCAAUACCAGGAAACCUUCAGGAACAUCCUAUUUCUUCCUGCCAUACCUCCUGACAGAAAACCUGAUGGCAUAACAGAUCUACAAUUAUACAAAUCUGAAGAUCUUUUUCAUUACAAACACAAAGAGCUGGUACACUUGAGUAAACCAGUUCUCAGUGAAGAACAUGUAGGCAAAAUGGCUGGCAAAAUUGUGACAUUCUUAGGUCUGGAUCGGUUUCCUCCUUAUCAUUUGGUACUGUUACAGUUGCUGGAAGCUAACAAAAACUCGGGAUUAUUAAGCAACCAUCAACUGUCAUGUGUGGCAAAAAAAUGCUAUUACUAUUUAAACCAACUGUUACAAAGAGAUCCAAGCAAGAGUGUGGCUAUAAGAAAGCAAACAUUAGACAAGGCUAUAAUUUACACUACUAAAGUAUUUGUAUCUGUGGGAUUCGUUGCACACAAAAUGCCCUUUGAUGCAUCCCCAUAUUUAUAUCAGUUGCCUUUGGAAUAUCAAGAGUUUAAUAUAUUAUGGGACUGUCUGGGUAUUAGAGAGGAGUUUUCCAUCCAAACCUACUUUAAAUUACUUGAAAUGAUGGCGCUAAUGUAUAAUGGGUCUCCUCUGCCAGCAAAAGAACUACAAGUUGCUCUGCGUUUAAUUCUUAACAGUGCAGAGAAAAUACCUGAUGAUUUGUCCUGUAUAUCUACAGACAUGAAAAUAUUUGUUCCAGACAUUCACUGUGUGCUAAGAGAGGCAAAUCACUUGUACUUUAACGAUACUCCAUGGCUAGCCAGUGAUGAUAACUUAGAUGAUGUAUUCCAUUUUUGCCAUGAUAUGAUUCCACGGCCGGUGGCUUUAAAAUUAGGGAUAGAAACAAAAAUUCACCAUAUGCUGAACACACUGAAAAUAUCAAAUCUUUCCCCCUGGGGUUCCCAGUUUGGGGCGAAGGAGGAGCUCACAACACGCCUCAAGAACAUAUUAAGGGAAUACUCAACACAGAAGGACAUACUAAAGGAACUAAUUCAGAAUGCAGAUGACGCAGAAGCCACUGAAAUCCACUUUGUUCUGGACAGUAGAACUCACCAAGCAACAAGUACAUUUGGUUCUGAAUGGAACCCACUACAUGGCCCAGCUCUCUGCAUUUACAAUAAUCAAACAUUUGACCCUAAGGACGUUGAAGGCAUUCAGCUUUUAGGCACAGGUGGCAAAAGGGGCCUGGCAGACAAAACUGGGAGGUUUGGGACUGGAUUCAAUUCUGUCUAUCACAUAACAGACUGCCCUUCUUUUUUGACUGGAGAUAAAAUCAUGUGUGUCUUUGAUCCCAAUCUAAAUUUUUUACCGUCUUCUACAGUUGAUAGUCCAGGGGGGAUGUUCAGUGUAAAUGACAGGUUCAAGGACACAUUUAAAGAUGUAUACAACACUUUUCUUCCCUCUGUGUUUAAUCUUCAAGCAGGUACCUUUUUUCGCUUGCCUCUAAGGAUGGCAAAUACAGUGGCAAUGUCCAAGAUAAGUAACCAGACAGUAUCACUGGAAAACAUCAGAAAUAUGUGCAGAGAAUUGGAAGAGGAUGCAGACAGCAUGAUACUGUUCUUAAAUAACAUCAAAACAAUAACUUUCUCUGAAAUCUCAGAUGCCAGGGGGGUUAGGGAAAUCAUGCACAUUAAAUCAGAGUUUAGAAAUCUCGGUAAAUCGGAACAGAUUCCUUUUCAAGAAAUGCUCUCAAAGGUUGUUGAGAAUGACAUUUCUGAGAUACUGCCUGUCAGAGCGACAUAUCUGACAGAAAUAAAAUGCAGCAGCUAUAACAAUCCACAUAAGUGGCUUUUGGUUAAACAAAUUGGAACUGAAGGGGAGGACAAUAUGGCUAAUGUACAAAAAAUGUCUCGACUUUUGCACGAAAAAAUGAUUCCACUUGGCUGCGUAGCUGUUGGUUUAAAUGUGAAUACUGAAGGUAGGGCUUUCUGUACCUUGCCUCUUCCUGUAAAUACUGGACUGUCUGCACAUAUCAGUGGAAACUUUAUGGUGGAUUCAUCACGCAGGGACAUUUGCAGUGAGGAUGGCAGAAGUCCUAAAACUAAUUGGAAUAUAUUUAUUCUCACUAAGGUCAUUGGUCCACUUUACUCCUACCUCCUUAACUUGAUAAAAGACAUGUUUGGGAAUACAGAACCUCUACAGUUCAAGAACUGGCUAUCCUAUACAGAUUUCUUAGAGAGAUAUUUAAGUUUUUUCCCAUACAUAACAGCAUCUGUACCUCCCUUAUGGCAGAAGUUGGUUCGACAGGUCUAUCAAACUAUAUCCCAAGAGCAAUUUAAACUUAUCCCCAUCUACAAGAAACAGGAUAAAGUUAUAUUUGUAGAGUGGUCAAGCCUUGGCCAAAGUUCUAUAUCUGAAGCUCCAUGUUUUCACCUAUGUAAUGGAGAUACCGAUGUUACUCUUCUUUUGCAAAGUAUGAACAUGAAACUUGCUGUUGGCAAAUCCCUCCAUGCUAUAUAUAAAGAAUUUAAAGAAUCUGAUAUUAAUGUCAUGGAGUUAAGUCCAAAAACUCUCUGCAACUUUCUAAGGCACGUUCCCAUUCAUCCACAAGGUAACAGCCUACCAACGCCCGUUUGUGAGACAAUUCUCAGAGAAAUCAAAAACUGCAAAUUACUGGUACAUUAUUGCUUGGAGGUUUAUACAAGAAAAGCCCAGGGGUUGGAUCUUAUUGGCAUUCCUCUUUUGGUGACUGAGGACGGCAUGCUUCGAUAUUUCAACAGAGAGAAGCCUUGUUUUUACACAAAGUUUUAUAAACUAUUUCCAGACCACAGUAAUAGAUUUGCAAAAGAUUAUGGCUUGGAAACAAAACUGUUAAUUGAUAUAGGCCUCUUGCAGAAUUUAACAUAUGAGGGCACAUAUCAUUUUAUCACUGAGUUUCUGGGUCCUGCAUUUAAAACAUCUGGAAAAAUAAACAUUAACCAAACAAAGUCCCACAUAUGUAAAGAGUGGCUAAAAAUGUUAUGGAGUUUCUUUGAAAAUGAACUGCAACUCUACCAAGAAAAGCAAAUCUUUAAAAAGAAUUUUGAAAAAAUCCAAAAUCUGUUUCAAGACUGGGCCAUUCUGCCAGUGACUUAUAAAAUGCAUCCCAACGAGAUUACUCUUCUUCCACUAAGGGGUGUAAAUACAAUUCUUGCUAAUUGUACAGGUGAAGUGGAAAAAUGCCUCUUUAACUUAGGAUUUCCUGUUGUAGAUUCUACAAUAGUCUCUCAUCAGAUGAUAAUCAUCCACAUGGACUUUUAUUUACUGAAAACCAAAAGUUGCAUUUCAGUGGUUCAGAAACUAUCUUCAGAAAGGGAUUUGAAUUGGACAAUUCUUAAAGAAGGAGAAAUGGAUACACUUUUAAGCUAUUUCAUAGAAGGCCUCAGAACCAAUAAUAAAAUCAUUUACCAAUUACAAGAUUUACCCUUGUUUGAGACUCAUAGUGGGGACAGACGAUGUUUAAGUGCAUACAAACACAAGCAUAUUUUGGAUGUGUCUCAUUUAGUAGCCAGAACAUUUUUUGAACUAGAUUGUCAAACAGUGUUCCUGAAGAGAACUAAAGCAAAUACAGAAUUAUCUCAGUAUCUAAAUAUUACUUUUCUGGAUGAACAUGAUUUUCUGCUGAAGUUUAUUCUCCGCCGGUUUCAAUUGCUUUCGCAGAAUGAAGUCUUACAGAUUCUUGGCUAUGUUCUGGAUGUUCCUGAUGAUAGUAAAUAUAAUGAGAUAACCAAAGCUCUAAAACCAUUACCUUUUAUUAGAGACAGACAAGGAGAGCUUCAAAAUGCUGCCUUUUUCUAUGAUUCGAGGAUUAAUUUGUUCUCUACCUUCCGACUGCAGUCUAGGUUUAUACCUGAUGAACUGAUAGAAAAGUUUGAAAGUCGACAAAGGCAACUUUUUAGAUUAUUAAAAGAUCUUGGGAUGCAUAGUGAACCCACAGAAGAGGAUUUCAUUUGUUUUGCAACCAUAAUUCAAGAAGAGGAAGCAGCUGGCAUCUCUCUUGAACUGCUUUCACCAAAGAUUAAAGAACUGCUUGAAAACAUACUUUCCCUGGAUGAAACAAAAAUAACCAGAAAAUUUGCCAAUGAGUUGGGAAGUAUUGCGUUUUUGAUCCCACUAAAAGUCUGUAAUGAUUUAAAAAGUCUGCACCCGCCAUAUGCAAAGCAAAAUGUUUUGGUUCCUUUAAAUGGAUCUCUACUCAAGCAGAAGAAAGACGAUGAAUUAGUGGCUUGGACAUCAAUGAGCCUCCUUGGAGUAAAGAAUUAUCUAAACCAUAAAGACAUACAGCUGCUGAAAAGAUUUGGACUUCUGUGCAAACCUCCACUUUGCAAUAUUGUCAUAAACCUAAAAAAUGUCUGUAACUCUCGUUGUGAUAGCAAAAAGCUACUGCAAAUCAGACGUGAAAUACUUAUUGCUACCUACCAUGCACUUCAGGAAGAACAACAAUUUAAUGUUGGAUCCUUGACCGAGGUUCCUUUCAUCUUAGUUAAUGGCGAUGCCUUAGCACAACCUAAUAUGGUUGUUUUUAAUCUGCCCUAUGAUGAACGAUUUGAACCUUAUUUAUUCAAAUUACCAAAAAAUCUUUUACGUUAUACCGAGUUUUUCCAGAAAGCUGGAGUAGAGGCUGAAGCAACUGUAUUUCAUUAUGCCAAUGUCCUUUCUACAGUGUAUGAAGAAACAUUGAACAAAACAUCACUGCACUCUAACCUUAAAAGGACUGUUGCUGAAGCUACUAGGCAACUUUUCAAAAUUCUGGAAGAGGAGAAACCAAACAACAUACACAAACUUAAACAGCUGCAUCUUCCCGGUACAGAUGGAAAACUUUAUGAUAGUUCUACGCUUGUCUUAUUGAACUGCCAUUUCAUGGCAACAGAGAAGCUGAGUGACACAUUCAAAUUUUGCAAUCUUGACUGUGUAAAGCCAAAUAUGGACCUAUACCAACAAGAAAGUCUUAUCAAGCUUUUGCCUGAUAAAAUCCGUCCAAAACUUCUUUCACAAAUCACUGAACAGUGUAUCGAUGUUAACAGCAUUGCUUUUUGCACAUAUGAAGAAAACUGUGAGUUGUGGAGCGACUUUGAUAGGAUCCUCAACUCUCCAGAAUUUCAGGAGGGUCUUGUUGAUCUCUUAAGGAGCCAGUACAAUGGAAAGAUAACUGAAGAGUGUGCCGCACAAAAAUGUAAAGCUGUACUAGAAAAACUCGAGAUCAAAUGCUGUCUUAAUCUGCAAACCAUUCUGAAGCAUGAUGGUGAUAUAAUAAAAGGCACUAAUGUAUCAAAAGAGAUUAGCGUCACAGUGGGAACAAAUGGUCAGUGUCAGAUUUAUUUCGUUCAUAAGGACAAUAUUUACCAAACAAAUAUUGUUAAAAUCAUAAGUACCUUUGCAGAGGAAAUGAAUAAUAUCAUGCAAAAUGUCUUUUCACAAAAAUCAUUAUCAAUUCUCAUGCAAAUGUUAAGCUGCAAACAUCCUGAUGAGAUUAAGAAGAUUUUGAAGGAGAAGGGCAUAUGGAUGAAAAGAAUUAUGAGGCACCAUCAGCUUUCUCUGUCAGAUCCAGGAGAACCCAUCCCUAGUGAAUGGUAUGAAUUUCUCAACAUGAAUAUUCUGAAUAGUUUUAGAGUUGGUGACUUUGUUGGGUACAUGUGCCCUUCAGAUGAAGACUUAUAUCUCUAUGCUGUUAUAGUUGAAGAACUGGAUGCUAAAACCUAUGCAAACUGCGAAAUCAACAUGUAUCGUAUCCAACGAGGCCAAGAUAUAUUUGAUGAUGUAAGCAUCCUCGAUUUGUACCAAUUUAAAAGGAACAUCAUCCAAAAGAACAAUGCAUUAGUAUUAGUUGAGGAUACAACACAAGCAGAUGAAAAGGAUGAGAAAUGGUAUGACCUUCCCACUGAAGAUAUAAAAAAGGAAAUUAACAUGCACUUGAGCAAACUAUGGGAGCUACCAGAAACUGAGAGGAAAAAGGCAAUCAGAAGACUUUAUCUAAAGUACCAUCCAGACAAGAACAGAAGACAAGAGAAACUUGCUACAGAAAUGUGCAAAUACAUCCAGAAAAGGAUUGAAGAGCUUGAGGCUGGAAAGAGUUUAAGCAAUUUGAGUCAGGCCACCCCUAGCAGCCAGUACAGUUCACGCAGAAGUAACAGUUUUAGAAACCGGACUCAAGGGUCUCACAGCAGACAAUCCAGAAGUUCUACUUCUUCAGAGAGCUUUUCUGACUAUUGGGCCAAAUGGGAUGAACAGGCAUUCAACCAUAAAAAAGAGGGUUCUUCAGAGAAGACCUGGCAAAAGUCAAAGGGCGACCGUAGCAAGACAACAAGCUCAAACCCUCAAGAAGCUGAAAGGUGGUUCAGACAAGCUGAGUGUGAUUUAAAAGCUGCAGAACAUGAUGCCGGACAUCAACACACAGAAUGGGUGUUUUUUAAAAUACACCAAGCUGUGGAAAAAGCUUUGUUUUCUGCUCAGUAUAUGAAAUGCGGGAAUGUUGAUACAAAUGUUAACAUACAUCCUUUAGCCAACAAUGUUUCUACAUUUGAUGGCUGUCUGAAUGGCAUCAAUGAGCAAGUGCUACAGAUGCAAAGACAUGGAGUAGACAAGCUAAAAACACAGUAUCCCAAUUACCACAGCCCACCUGGCAUCCCCAACGAUUGUAUUCCACAGGAUAAAGAGCAGGAAGUCAUUGGUUUGGCUAAAGAUGUGCUCAAGAAAAUAAAGUCGUAUGUAUAUCAGUAAUGGGAAUAAAUCACAUUUAAUUAAGUUUUAGUAUGUUGCAGAUAGGGUUGUUGACACCAGCACACAUAAAGCACAUUAAUUGUGACAUGAGAUUAUUACAGGUAAUAUAACCUUUACUGAUUAUGCCUUUGCCCAGGCUGUCUUCAUUAACCUUCAUUCUGACUUUCAUACAGGUAACUUGUGGCUAGUAACUAGUUAAAUAUUUCAAUUCCAUACGGGAAAGCCACAGAACAAAAAAGGCAAACACACACCACGAAUUCACCAUUGUUUUCUGUUUUGUAUAAUUUUAUAGAAUAUACAGCCAAUGGGGAAGAUUGCUUAACUAACAUAGCAAGAUGUACAGUAAAAAAAUAUACCCAUAAAAGCAAGCUCUUGGUAUACUUUUUGGUUGCUGGGAUCACUGACCCUAUUGAGUAGCAUUUUGAAUUUUAAAAAACAAGUAAUUUUCGGGAAACACCUCUAUUUACAUGGUUUGUCUUUUUGUGUGUUCAACUUGGCCGCUGCCACUUACAACAGUAAUCUUGUCUUUGUAUUUAUAAAA